This is a messenger RNA of Candida dubliniensis CD36, 804 nucleotides long. Its product is annotated as putative transposable element protein. The record is from RefSeq and is a predicted model, not a curated record. NCBI's taxonomy places the organism in Eukaryota, Fungi, Ascomycota, Pichiomycetes, Serinales, Debaryomycetaceae. The transcript has a single exon. Bases 1 to 804 code for a protein of 267 amino acids.
AUGCGUGAUAUGAACGUCAAUUACACGAAUGAUGCUGAAAAGAAUUUUAUUGCUGAACAUAUCAAGUCCAUCCAAAAUUCUAUUGUUAAAGCAAUUAUUAGUCGUAUUUUGUUUAAGGCAAAAGCUCCUGAAACCCUCGAAGAAAUGAUUGACUACUACGAAAAAUUGUGCAAAAAGGUCGCUCCUGAACUAUUGUUCAGUUACUUUGAGCGUUUGGUGUCACACUAUUUAAGUGUAGACGAGCCAAAGUUAACUGCUCCUACAACUUUAAUGAAUAGGUUGAGGAGUCCAGGCCAAUUGAUUCUCAAUGAGUCAAUUGCAAGAUUUUGCAGUCAUUUGAAUUCUGGAAUAGUUACACAGUUCCAAAUGUUUUACAAAUACAAAGCAAUAGCUAUGAGAUAUUGUGGGUACAUUGUUGGUCAAAUGAAUGACGUCCGCAAUGGUAAGCCUUUCGAUUAUGAUCGUCUUACAAAUGAAAUAGAUUUAGACCCUGUUAUUGAACAAACUGUUACUGAGAGACAUAAAGAAGAAAUUGCAAGAAUUAAAAGCAACAACUCAGUUCAGAAUCUGGUCAAUUCGAUGUAUAAUACACAUCAAAACAACAAUAACUCAAACUAUUAUAACAAUAAUGAUAAAAACAACAAAAAUAAUAAAAAUUACAAAAAUAACAAAAAUAAAAAUAACAAAAAUAACUACAAUAAAAAGGGAAAAGUAUCUAAAGUUAGUAACGAGACUUCUGACUACGAAAAGUUAAAAAGAGAUUUAGUACGCAUGAUGGAUGAUUUGCGGAAAGAAAAGGAAUAA